AUUCAAAAACCGACCGCGGCUGGUUUGGCUUUGGCGCGUAUUGUGUCUCAGUCGCGCGUACCGUGCACACUCACGCCACCUCACGUCGUCGUCGUCGCUGCUCCACUGUCGUUGCCAGUACACGGAAAUCAUCGCAAUCUGUCAGAGUUACAUUGAUAUCCAAGAACACGUAUGAUGUGUCGUUACACUCUAUUGCUGUCAGCCGGAGUCUUAGCGAUCCUGUUGGCAAACCGCGGUGAAAAAUGUUUUGUCCAGGGCUUACCGAUAUCCGAAACUUACGAUAUACCAAUGGAAAAAAAUGGACUUCCACAGGUUCCAACACCACGGAAUAUUGAUCGGGAUGUUCAAGAGUUGGAAAAAUUGAAAGAUCCAGGAGCGCUGUCUGAAUCAAUUUCAAUGACGAAAACACACGAGUCUUCUUACGUGAAUGACAACGGAAAAGAGAUAACUAAUUCUAAAACAAAACAACAAUUGAUUAAAGACGACGAGUUGAUGGCCAAACUGGAGCAAAAAAUGUCAUCGAGACACGAUCACGAGACUGGUGGUCGGCCGAAUACAAAAGUACAAUUGUCGGUGGACAUACCGAGCAAGGGCAUACACAAACAGACGAUGUACGCUUCGGACGGCGAACCGCCGAGGAAACGAGACGGCAAAUACAGAGAAUACGACAAAAAAAACUACGACACGCAGUUCCCUCCACCAGUGUCUUCUUAUUUCAACGUGGAAGCGACACCCGAGGAUAUGGCGGAAUACAUUUUCUUCACAAAGGACUUCAAGUCGGUGACGCAGGCAAUAGAGAAAUUAAUCCAGGAUGGAAGGUUGGAUCGCGAAUCGGCUUUGGCUUACUUAGACAAGAUCGACAGGGAGCUGUACCGACUCGACGCCCGGUACUCCGACCCAAGCGUAGAAGUAUCAAACAAAGACAUCGAAAACCCAAUAAAAUUCCAAAAGAACUAUGAAUCUUCCGAUUUCAAUGACAUUGAUGGAACGUUGACCGAACUAAAAGAAAUGCAACAGUUACUCCGAGACAAGUAUAGCAAAAAAAGCAUCGACUUGGAUGAGGAAGAUUACAACUCAAAACGAAUUCGAAAAAUCUUAGAAGCCAAACUGCGCAUGUCUGAUUCACAGUAUAAUCGACUUUUGGAAACGCUGACGGCUCCAUCAGAUUAUACGUAUGCCCAAACGAUGAUGGACGAAAUCAUUUAUCAACUAGCUAAGCUCAUGUUCAACCAGGGACUUUUUAUCGGCGGGUCGGAAGCUCAAGAAUCUUUACAAAAGUUCACGGACUUCUUGGAAACAGAAGCGAGCCGGGGAAGAAUUUCUAGAGCCCUUGAGAAAAAGAUAUUGGAUUUACUGAUAACUUCGCUUUCGGAUACAUUGACCGAACAUCCGGAACUGAUGGCCGCCGCCAAAGAAGGUUUUAGCAAAUACCUAGAUGCCUACCCCAAUCCAGAAUCGAACGAUAUCCACCAGAUGAAAAAUGACAACUUUUCUGCAAAGACGAGAAGAGACACCGAGACUCCAGCGAGAGGUCAGCAGAAUACCGACUUGGAAACGACCGUGGUGAAACGGAGCGUGAAGACGUCUGGUAUCGAAGACGACAAAGUCGAUAGCGUAGUGGCGAAAAAUAAAAAAUAUAUAUAAACAUAUUAUUAUAUUAAUCUCAACGUCGUAGACUAUUAAUUCAAACAAAAAAAAAAAGGAAUCUCUCCUCCUGAAUAAAAAAAUUAGUCUCAUAAUAUUCAUCACAUUUAUAUUCUAUUAUUUGAUAUAAUAUUAUACAUUUGUGUGUGUGCGUGUCUGAGUGUGACGUUCCCGACUACCACUUCCGUACCUAUGUACUUCCUCGUCAACCUAUAUUUCUGUAUUGCUGAUAAUCCCUCUUUUCCGUCGUCUCCCAACACUCAAUAUCCCGUUUAGGUAAAAUUACAUUUUUAAAUAUUAUAUUAUACUUACAAACGACUCUAUAAAAUAUAUUAUAUUAAAUGAUAUCUCUAUUUUUUACGUGUAACGCGCGACGAAAUCGUGUUGGGUGUGUGCAGUGCUAUAUUAUACAUUUUGUGAUUUGUGAUAAUUUAAUUAUAUUACUAUAUACAUAACAUUAUAUUAUACCAUUUAUAUAGUGUUUAUCAUAUUUAAAUAA
Myzus persicae (green peach aphid) is the source of this 2143-nucleotide messenger RNA. RefSeq lists its product as uncharacterized. Lineage: Eukaryota; Metazoa; Arthropoda; Insecta; Hemiptera; Aphididae. The record is from RefSeq and is a predicted model, not a curated record. The coding region runs from base 172 to 1644 and encodes 490 amino acids. The transcript is spliced from 13 exons.